UAAGAGACUCUUAGCCCCGAAUUCUCUCUGUCCCCACCAAAACAAGAGCGUCAUCUCUGAGCCAAAGCACUCAUUACCAUUGUCAACUACACUGAUCUCAUUUUCAUCAUCCAUCAGAGAAAAGCACAAAGAGGGAUAUUCCAGUACCUCCAUAUAAUUGCAUACAGUUCUCCAUAGCAACCUUCUUCUACCGUUCUUCAAGGUGCCUCAGGCUCAGUUCUAUGCUACGCCGUUUGGUCUCGAUCAUGAAUUCACCACAUCCGAAACGAUUCAUACCAUUGAAGAAGGGCAAGCAUAGCUUUCCUGCCGACACCCCCAGACUUCGAGGAGUGGUCUUUGACAUGGAUGGUACCCUUUGCGAACCUCAAACGUACAUGUUCAAGGAAAUGAGAGAUGUUUUAGGAAUUACAAAAACAACAGACAUACUCGAGCACAUCGAUACUCUCCCUAAAUCAGAACAAGGGACUGCUCUUGAGUCUAUACGCAAUAUUGAGCGCGAAGCCAUGAAGGCCCAGACCCCUCAACCAGGUCUGAUGACUCUGAUGGCGUACCUCGACGCCAAUGCCAUCCCCAAGGCGAUAUGCACCCGCAACUUUGAUGUCCCUGUUCAAAACCUUAUGGAGAAGUUUCUCGAAGGCUCUCGCUUUCAUCCCAUCGUGACGCGAGACUUCCGUCCACCCAAGCCUGACCCUGCGGGUAUCCUGCACAUCGCUAAGAAUUGGGGCUUACACGGCGAAUCUGGCGAGGGUGACGCCAGUGGUCUUAUCAUGGUGGGCGACUCUAUCGACGACAUGACCGCAGGCAGAAAGGCUGGCGCGGCUACUGUAUUGCUCGUGAAUGAUGUGAAUCGAGCAUUGGCUGAACAUGCCCAUACUGAUCUGGUCAUUACUACGCUGGAUGAGCUCGUUGAUAUCCUUGAACAAGGCUUUGUGGGGAGAGACGCCGGUCCGGAAUAGCAAGAAGUCGACACGAGCCCUUGUCAGUUCCCAGAUGUUAAUCACAACUUGUCACCCCUUUCGCCGGAUUUUGAUCUCACGGUGCCAAAUCAACCACGAAUUGAUUUAAUUUAGGUUUCCUAUAUGGUCCCGGUUUCUGUACAUGAUUCUCCUCCACACUAGACACAGCAGGUAGACUCUCGGGUAUCAAGAUCAAGAGAUCUUCGCCUCCUCAAAUCUAAACCAGGUCCUUGGAAUUUGAAGAAGGGUUAAGCCGCUGUCCCAAUAUUUUCGGCAAG
Messenger RNA from Fusarium verticillioides 7600, 1234 nucleotides. RefSeq lists its product as hypothetical. Lineage: Eukaryota; Fungi; Ascomycota; Sordariomycetes; Hypocreales; Nectriaceae. The transcript has 3 exons. The record is from RefSeq and is a predicted model, not a curated record. Bases 222 to 956 code for a protein of 244 amino acids.